AUGGCAAAUACACUGAUGCAUAUAAGUCAGCUUCACUGGAUUGUAGUCGAGGAUAAUAAUUCGAAAAUAAAAGCAGUGGAGAAACUGCUGAAUAGAACUGGCUUACCACACACUUAUAUAUGUGCGAAAACAAUUCCUGGUUAUCCAAGCAGAGGAUGGUACCAACGUUCCAGGGCUUUGGAAUAUUUACGUAAAAAUACAGAUCAGAUAACAUUAAAUAAAUCUAAUUCUGUCGUUUAUUUUGGCGACGAUGAUAAUUCGUACGAUAUUCGUCUAUUUCGCGAUUAUAUUAGGCGCGUUAGAAAAGUAGGCAUCUGGGCAGUUGCACUAGCGGGUAAUACGGCUAUUGAAAUGCCUGAUGUUCACCAAGGAACUGUUGUGGGGUGGAAAGUUCUGUGGAAUAAAAAGCGCAAAUUUGCAACGGAUAUGGCUGGUUUUGCUAUUGCACUCAAUAUUAUACUAAAGUCGACAGCCACAUUCGGUACAUCCUGCGAUCAAGGACUUGGUGCCCCAGAAACUUGUUUCUUAGAGGAUCUCGGGCUGGGAAUUACUGACCUCGAGCCAUUUGGUUUUGAUCAAGACGACAAAGAAGUAUUCGUGUGGCACACGAAAACGGUUCCCGUAAAAUAUAACAAAAGAAUAAUUGAUAGCGGUGGAUUUUUCAUUGAAUAA
Molecule: messenger RNA, 672 nt
Organism: Dracunculus medinensis (Guinea worm)
Lineage: Eukaryota; Metazoa; Nematoda; Chromadorea; Rhabditida; Dracunculidae
Source: the annotation of a GenBank genome assembly